AUGGGGGCCCUUCCGUGGCUGCUCCUGCUCUCACUGCUCCGGGAAGCCAACGGAGAUUCUGGAGACGAUGCGGAUCCUGAGGAGGUGGUCGCAGCCCUGCAGGAGUCCAUCAGCCUCCCCCUGGAGAUACCGUCUGACGAAGAGGUUGAGGACAUCAUCUGGUCCUCCCACAUCAGGCUUGCUACCGUGGUGCCAGGAAAAGAGGGACAUCUAGCUGCCACCACGGUGACUGACCCUCGCUACGAGGGCCGAGUGAGCUUCCUGGGCCCCAGCUACUCUCUGCACAUCAGCAAUCUGAGCUGGGAGGACUCGGGGCCUUACCAGGCUCAAGUCAACCUGAGGACGGCCCAGAUCCCCAUCCUGCAGCAGUACAGCCUGCGCAUCUACCGUCGGCUGUCGGAGCCUUCCAUCGCUGUGAGCUUUGAGACCUCUGGGGUCGGUCCCUGUAACGUGUCCCUGACCUGCUCUGUGGCGCAGGCAGGCCUGGACGUGACCUACAGCUGGGUGUCCCGGGCGGACGGGGUUGACACGGCACACGAAGGCUCUGUCCUCAGCACAUCCUGGAGGCCUGGGGACAAGGCCCUCUCCUACACCUGCAGGGCAAGCAACCCCGUCAGCAGCAGAAGCUCCUCUCUCAUCCCUGCUGGGCCCUUCUGCGCAGAUCUCAGAUACCCUUCAGAGAAGGCCUCAGCUUCCUUCUGCCUCCUGACCAAGGCAUUGCUGUUCCUCCUGCUCUUGGUAACUCUGGCCGUGGGGCUGUGGCUUGCUCGAGGCCAGAAAGAAAGCAAGACACCAAGGGUGAAAAAAAUCAGGAGAAACAGAUUGAAACUGAAAAAGACAGACAAGCCUGGCCCAGCUGGCUUAGUGGUUGAACGUCAGUCUAGAAACCAGGAAGUCACAAUUGGAUUCCCAGACAGGACACAGGCCCGGGUUGUGGGUUCAAUCCCCAGUUGGGGGCGUGCAGGAGGUCUGUGA
This is a messenger RNA of Pipistrellus nathusii (Nathusius's pipistrelle), 975 nucleotides long. NCBI's taxonomy places the organism in Eukaryota, Metazoa, Chordata, Mammalia, Chiroptera, Vespertilionidae. The record is from the annotation of a GenBank genome assembly.